CUGGGCUCUGACGUCUGAAAAGGGAUGAGCACAAACCAAGGACUCGUAUAUAACGUCUUCCCAAAUCAAACACUCCAGCUUUACUACGGUGGUGUUUGCAAGUUAAUUAUCUAAAUCUCUCUUGAAAAACGAGUAAGGAAAACAGGAAGAAUACUAUGGAUUUUUCUUAGUUGAGUGAUGUAUUUAUCGAAUUAUCGACGUAUCAAUUUGGAGUUAUUAUGAAUCUUCGAUAAACUUGUGACCCUCUUUGAUUUUAUACUCUAAAAGAGAGAAAGAGAGAGAGAGAGAAGUAAACUAAGCAAGAUAAACAUUAAAAAAAACCGAUUAAACAUUCGAAUUUCCUAGAAAUUUUGAUUUUUCUUGGAAUUAUAAGCAAGGAUGAGACUAUACAGUUACAAUGGAGAAGUGUCCUAUGAGGACGACAAUAACAGCAGUUUUCCCAUCACUAUGACCAGUGAAGACUUGCUUCAGCCAGGUCAUGUAGUCAAGGAACGAUGGAAAGUUGUAAAGAAAAUAGGUGGUGGAGGAUUCGGAGAGAUCUACGAAGGCUUGGACUUGGUAACAAAGGAGUUAGUGGCACUCAAGUUGGAAUCUGCCAAGCAGGCCAAACAAGUACUGAAAAUGGAAGUGGCGGUCUUGAAAAAGCUUCAAGGUAAAGAUCACGUGUGUCGUUUCAUUGGUUGUGGUCGCAAUGACCGUUUCAACUAUGUCGUUAUGCAGCUUCAAGGAAAAAAUCUAGCAGAAUUAAGACGUAGUCAACCUCGUGGUGCCUUCAGUCUUAGUACCACCUUAAGGCUUGGUUUGCAAAUUUUACAGUCGAUAGAGAGCAUUCACGAAGUUGGAUUCCUUCAUAGAGACAUUAAACCUUCAAAUUUUGCUGUUGGACGAUUACAGCAAAACUGCAGAAAGGCAUAUAUGCUAGAUUUUGGAUUGGCAAGACAGUAUAUUACUGCAAAUGGUGACGUUCGUCCGCCUAGAGCAGCUGCAGGUUUUAGAGGAACAGUUCGUUAUGCUUCUGUGAAUGCUCAUAAAAAUAAAGAAAUGGGUCGCCACGAUGAUCUGUGGUCACUGUUCUACAUGUUGGUCGAAUUUGUAAAUGGUCAGUUGCCGUGGAGAAAAAUUAAAGAUAAAGAACAAGUAAGUCUUUAUUACAACAUAAUGUAG
Messenger RNA from Centruroides sculpturatus (bark scorpion), 1164 nucleotides. It is a transcript of the gene Asator, whose product is annotated as tau-tubulin kinase homolog Asator-like. The record is from RefSeq and is a predicted model, not a curated record. NCBI's taxonomy places the organism in Eukaryota, Metazoa, Arthropoda, Arachnida, Scorpiones, Buthidae. The transcript has 6 exons. Gene Ontology annotation, biological process: signal transduction; peptidyl-serine phosphorylation. Gene Ontology annotation, cellular component: nucleus; cytoplasm. Gene Ontology annotation, molecular function: ATP binding; protein serine/threonine kinase activity. Bases 379 to 1164 code for a protein of 261 amino acids.